AUGUCUGAAGGUGGCAUCUGGUUCCCACGAGAUACGGAGAAACCAAAGCUUGUCUGGGCUUACUUUGCUCCGGGAACGCUCGACUAUCACCACCCUUGCUUCGACUCGUUUCUCGGCCCAGACCAUGGAGUCCUGUUUGCGAUUCCCAUCGAAGAGAACACGCGAAGAGGAUUACACUUGGACUACUACCUGUCCAUAUACUAUCGGGACUAUGACGAAAUCGUCAUCAAGUCCGUCCACCGGGCCGUGACAGCCUGCCACGGAAUGACGGUCCCGCGUAAGAUGGUUGGCGACUAUGUGCUCUUGAGCGGCCGACCCUACCCCCCCGCUUCCAGCUACGGAGACACGACUCUUGCCGAUUUCCGCCACGCUCUAGACUACUUCAGCACGUAUUUUGAUAACACAAUCUACGAGACGCCGGGCGCCGGUUCCGUUGGUGCAGUCAAAGUCAGCUGUCGACUCGAGGAGGCACUGCACGGCCGCGACACCUUCACUGCUGUGGCGGUCUCUCGUAAUUUCCCAAACACCAGUGGUAUAUCCGACCUGUCCGUGGCUCUGGGCGACGAGCUGAGGGUAUGUAGGCUUAGCCGCUCCGAGCUGGAGCGAAACGCGGACUUACCGGACGACGCGCUGGGCAGCAGCGGCUGGCACAACCCGCAUUCCCAGGCGUUCAUGGUCGAUAUGGAUACGUCGAGCGACAACUGGAGCAAGUCUAAGCAGUACAGGGACAUUGAUGGGAGCGCGAUACUCUUGCGAGAGGAUGGCACUGACCUGGAUGUCCAAUCCGCGGAGCGCAUAUGCGGAUAUGCGUCGAGGUGCUUGUGCCCCUUUUCGAGCAGUCACUGGCGGGUGAGAUCUCCCGCCGCGAAGUCCUGGUCCUGA
Messenger RNA from Phialemonium atrogriseum, 882 nucleotides. RefSeq lists its product as uncharacterized. NCBI's taxonomy places the organism in Eukaryota, Fungi, Ascomycota, Sordariomycetes, Cephalothecales, Cephalothecaceae. The record is from RefSeq and is a predicted model, not a curated record. The coding region runs from base 1 to 882 and encodes 293 amino acids. The transcript has 2 exons.